UCCGACUGCUACCGAUAGACGGACUUGAUAAUACCGACGACUGAUAGUCUUUCGACCUGGUUUUUACGUAAUUUAGACUAUACUCUUGAUCCUUGUUUGUCGCUAUUCAUUUUUACUACCGGCAUCUGCUGAGCGCUGGUGCCUCCGACUAAUGAAAAAUGAAGUCGCUUUUCUUGGUCGUUCUUCUUGCCAUCUCUUCGUUUAACGGAUUAUCCGGACUGUCGUUGCAUCACGCCGACAAAAGACAGGUCGACGAAUGUGCAUCUUUAAAUCCGACACCGGAAGAAUGUUCGGCCUACUGGGGAGGAGACAAGCCUCCUCUAUUGGUCGUUUCCCUAGACGGUUUCCGGUUCGAUUAUUUACAGAGGACUGUCAACAUUGCUGGUGUUGAGGAACCGGCGUCGCCCUUGAUCAAUCGUUUAUCCCGCUGUGGAGUUUUCUCCCCGACCGGAAUGAUCCCCGUUUUCCCGUCUCUUACCUUUCCCAAUCAUUACUCGAUCGUCACUGGUCUUUAUCCUGAAUCACAUGGCAUUGUCGGCAACUCGUUUUACGAUCCUGACCUGAAUGCUUCGUUUAGUUUGUCAUCGUCGCAGCAGACCAAUCCAGUUUGGUGGAUUGGCGAUCCGCUGUGGUAUAACGUGAAAAAACAGGGAAAAAUCAGCGCAACUUGCUUUUGGCCAGGGUCUGAUCAAACUGAUCCGGUUAGAGAGCCGAACUACUGGCUUAAAUAUGACGGUUCCGUACCAUAUUCGGAGAGGAUGCAGCAAGUGUUUGAUUGGCUUACAUUACCCCUCGCUCAGCGACCCAAUUUCAUCACCGUCUAUCUUGACGAACCAGACCAUACUGGACAUGGCGAAAGCCCGGAUUCACCAUUGGUCGCUGAUCAAGUGAAAAGCGUUGAUCAUGAGCUUCAGCUUUUAUUUGACAUGUUGGAAGGAGCCGGAAUUCUCGGCUGUGUCGACUUGAUCGUUCUCGCUGAUCACGGCAUGGCGCCUUCACCUCCUGGAGAGAAGUUUUUGAUUAUGGAUGAUUAUGUGCCAAAUAUUUUGAAUGACGCUAGGAUUUACGACGGUGUCUUCCCCACCAUUAGACCUAAAUUGGACACAGAAGAGGAGCAUGACCGGAUAGCCGAAGGAUUGCAAUGCAAAGACGACAACAUGCGCGUCUAUAACAAAUGGGAUUUGCCUCGGCGACAUCACUAUGCCAACACCAACCGUAUUCCCAAUAUUCUUGUUGACAUGACAGUCAGCUGGCGUGCUUACGGCAAGUCGGAGUGGAUCUUGCCUGGAAAUCAUGGCUGGGAUAACCUCAAUUCCGAGAUGAGCGCCAUGUUUGUCGCUCAAGGACCUUCUUUCAAGAAGAAGACGGAAGUGCACCCAUUUCACAACAUCGAUUUAUACAAUCUAAUGUGCGCAAUGAUGGGCGUCGAUCCAUCACCCAAUAAUGGCACCUGGGGCGCUCUGCAUCACAUGUUGACAUCACCGCCGACAGAUCCUACGCCGGAGCCUAUGACUCCAGUUUCUAAUCUACCAUUCCCCAAGGAUGAGGCUACCUACAACACACACUUACAGCGACCAAAAUGCAAUUUGCUUACCGGAUCCAAUACUUUAUCUACCGAUUCUUCGUUGAAUAUCACUGAAACCAGCUCCAGUGAAGCACUUAAACUACACACUCCUUGGGGAGCUCCUCAAACCGGAUCAAAUCAAAAUAUUAAGACAGUGAUCAACAGUAAUUACGUCACCGCCUUUGAUGUGGUUUCGGGUCUACCAUCCUGGACUUCUUACACCCUGAGCCAGCCUCGAUUUACCAAUUUCCAUCCCAAGUGGCGUUUGGAUGUCCGCCUGGAGCCAAAUUAUGCUUCCAUUUGUGACAGAUUUCCCAACGGAGUCGAUAGCACUUGGUCCGUAGUGCCACUUUACCCUUUCGACGCCACCUUGAACUCGGCUGAUUUAGCUUUGGACACGAAUGCGAUAGAAAUUUCGAAGUCGUUUGAAACCUACUGGAUCGAUUUUCACACCUUGCUGAACUACUUUGUGAAUAGCAAUGGAGAGAUAAACGUGAUAACGGGGCCAGUUCGGGAUUCCCCCAGUUCCGGCUUGUUUGUCAUUGUUUCAGCUUGUCGCUCCCUUGGUGUAUCUUUGGCUGAUUGCUCGAUUGAUCAGUUGGAUAUCCAGUCAUUCAUCUUGCCGACCAAUUUAAGGUACAGCCGUAGUUGCAUCCAAUCCAACAAAUUUCUCAGCACCAACCUGGCCACGCUACCCGAUGUAGAACACCUAACUGGCCUCCGUCUCUUUCCAUCUCUUUCCUUUGCUGACAAAGCAGAAAUCCUGUCUCGCACUCCACUGGCUUCAACUCUACUUGUCAAUCCUGAUCCCAGUCCCUGAAAUUAUAAAAUUUAAUUUGUGUAGUUUUGUCCCCAAUUUCCCAUAACAUUUUAAUGAUAAGUGCACCUGUUUUUUUUAGUACUUAAUAAAAUUGUAUGCACUUCAA
This is a messenger RNA of Daphnia pulicaria, 2490 nucleotides long. RefSeq names its product ectonucleotide pyrophosphatase/phosphodiesterase family member 3-like. The transcript is spliced from 14 exons. Gene Ontology annotation, molecular function: metal ion binding; hydrolase activity; nucleic acid binding. NCBI's taxonomy places the organism in Eukaryota, Metazoa, Arthropoda, Branchiopoda, Diplostraca, Daphniidae. The coding region runs from base 159 to 2384 and encodes 741 amino acids. The record is from RefSeq and is a predicted model, not a curated record.